AUGCCGCCCUUCUCCUUUGCCGCGCACCUCGACGCCGCCGCGGGCCACUGGUCCACCCAAGCGCAGAUCCCGCGCGGCCCCAAGAUCGCCAAGCUCCUCGAGCUCAUCGAGGGCCCGGCCGACGUCGACAACAGCGAUGACAAGUUCCUCGUCUUCUCCGCGUCGGCCCACCUGCUCGAUCUCGUCGCCGGCGCGCUGGCGGCCACCUACCCGCCUGGCUUCUUCGUGCGCGCGCGCGAGGGCGAGUCGGCGCUCUCGCGCUUCCGCGACGAGCCCGAGUGCUGCGGCCUGCUGCUCGAGAGCGGCACCUUCGCCGCCGGCCUCACGUUGACGAAUGCGAGCACGUGCUACGUCCUCGAGCCGCAGCUCGACCCGGCGGCGCAGACGCAGCUCGAGAGCCGCAUCUACCGGCCCGGCCAGACGCGCGACGUGCGCAUUGUCCACCUCUACAUGAGCGGCACGAUCGAGGAGCGCAUCGUGCAGCGCCACCCGGACUUUGUCUUUGAGUAG
This is a messenger RNA of Emiliania huxleyi CCMP1516, 510 nucleotides long. RefSeq lists its product as hypothetical. Lineage: Eukaryota; Haptophyta; Isochrysidales; Noelaerhabdaceae. The coding region runs from base 1 to 510 and encodes 169 amino acids. The record is from RefSeq and is a predicted model, not a curated record. The transcript has a single exon.